Messenger RNA from Cotesia glomerata, 3808 nucleotides. RefSeq lists its product as uncharacterized. Gene Ontology annotation, biological process: regulation of transcription by RNA polymerase II. NCBI's taxonomy places the organism in Eukaryota, Metazoa, Arthropoda, Insecta, Hymenoptera, Braconidae. Bases 196 to 3150 code for a protein of 984 amino acids. The transcript has 3 exons. Gene Ontology annotation, molecular function: RNA polymerase II cis-regulatory region sequence-specific DNA binding; DNA-binding transcription factor activity; zinc ion binding. Gene Ontology annotation, cellular component: nucleus. The record is from RefSeq and is a predicted model, not a curated record.
GGCCACGCCACGCAAGGCAAUUGCAGUCCAGCCAGAGUUAAUUCCGCCAUAGCGGUGUGUACCAUAUUAUCCGGGUUGUUUGUAACAAAACGUCUGACGCGACGCCUUACCGACGCUCGGCGUCAUUUUCUAUUAAUGCGCUAACGGUUUAAACUACCGGGAGAUUACUGAACGUGACAAAUAUUUAUUAUUAUCAUGGAAAAUAGAACGACCACGACACUCCGUUCCAGGCGAGUUUGCCGAUUUUGCCUGUGCGAGAAUGAACCUCUGCACUUCAUCUACGAGCGAGAUCCAACCAGGCCCUUUCAAGUGCCGCUAUCUCUCCAGAUAAUGUCUUGUGUUUCCAUUGAGGUGUACGCUGCUGACGGAAUGCCUCAAAUGAUUUGCAAAAUGUGUCGUUGGAACUUGGACCGUUCUUACAAAUUCAAACUGCAGUGUAAAAAAGCCGACGACGCUUUACGAGCAUACCCAGCAACGGGGGUACUUCCACGACCCUUUCCACCAAUCACCAACGACUCAAUGGACGCUAGCAACAAGCGAUCCACGGAGCAACGUAGCCAAUCAGAACAAGUAACCAAAAAACCGCGAGUCGACAACGGAGAUCGCGACCGUGAGCGUCGCGAGCGUCAAGAAUCCACCAAAUCCGACCGCGAAGAAAUCUACAAAGAAGAACACAGCGAAGCCGACGAAGAAUCAAUGGACGACAAAUCCUCAAAAUUAGAACCUGGCGAGAUCCGGGUCCACGCUUGCGAUCAAUGCGACCGUACUUUCCCUCUCCGCCAAGCGCUAGUUCUCCACAUCCAGCGAGCUCACCGCGAUCGCACCCACAAGUGCACCGAGUGCGACCGCAUGUUCUUCUCAAAGUACGACUUACAGAAGCACAUGAGCACCCACGCGGAGGAGAAGCCCUAUUCCUGCUCUAUCUGCCAGAAAACGUUCACUCGCGCUAAUCUCCUCGCCCGCCACGAGAAAAUCCACCACGAAGACAUGCGUUACAGCUGCCAGCACUGCGACCGCGAGUUCUUCACCCGUGAGGACCUGGAGAAACACGAGGACACCUCUCACAAGUCAAUCAAGCCCUUCUCUUGUAAUAUUUGCAGCAAGAGAUUCACUUACAAGCAAAGUCUGGAGCGCCACGAGAUGCAGCACUCCGAAGACAAGAGUUUCACUUGCGAGUACUGCAAGGAGGCAUUUAGGACCAGCACCAAGCUCGCCAGACACUUGCAGACCCACGCUGGACAUCGUCCGUACCUUUGCAAGCUCUGCCCUCGCGAUUUCCUACUGUCUCACCAUCUUUCUCGCCACAUGCGGACCCACUCUGUCGAGAAGCGACACAUCUGCGAGGAGUGUGGCAAAGCAUUCAAGCGCAAAGAGAGCCUGGAAGUCCACCAGCUUACCCACAGCAAACGCACCGGGCUCGGUCUCACCUGCGACGUCUGUCAAGAGUCUUGUCGCAACCGCGCUGACUAUGUAACUCAUAUCAAGCAACACAUAGAAGCCGGAGAGAAAAUGGGCCCUGAUGGACUCUCUCCUGAGAUAAAAGAAAAACUGGAGUCUGAAUCCGAGGAAGAAGAGGAAGAAGAACAGUUCUCUGAUGGAGACGAUGACUACGAGCCUCCUGCUUCUUUGCUGAAGAAAUAUCCCAAGCAGGUUCCUAAACAAUCUGAGGAGAGCGAAGAAGAGCCUGACCAACGCGUUGUUAAGGAAGAGCCCAAGGAACAGGUGGUCUUUGUUCGUGCUAAGGACGGCCAGAUUGUCAAGAAGACGAUCAAGACCAUGCUGCCGACUCAGAGGAAGGAGACUCCUGAAGCUAGAGUCGCCGCUAAGAGCCCAGCUCCGAAGGCUCAUCAGAAAAUUGAAAGUCCUCCGAAGGGAAAAGACGAAACUGAAGCUGAGGUCCAGAAGAUUGUCGCUUCUGUGUUCCAGGAACACAAGGUUGCUUUGAAGGCAAGCACUCCUCAGGAACCGGCUAAGGUUCGCUCUCAGGUUAUCAAGGAGGAGAAGAUUGAGGGGACUCCCAAGACUGUUACCCAGGUUACGAAGAGAAUUAUUGUUCGUAAGCCUGCGGAAACUCCUACGCCUGCUCCGGCUACGCCUGUCAAGGAAGAUGUCAAGCCAGCCACUCCGGCUGUUAAGAGCACCAAGAGGGUCAUUGUUAGGAAGAUCAUUCGGAAGGGCAACACUGAGCAUGUUGAAUGGCGCUACCAAGACGGUACUGAGAUUGAUUCAGCUGAUCUUGCUAAAUUGACCACCGGGCAAGUGGUGAAACGCGUUGUCAAGACCAUCACCAAGCCCAAGGUCGCUCAAGCGGUGAAAGUUGCUGAGCAGAGGGCUCCAGUUGAAGCUCCGAAGUUUGAGCUGAAGACUUCGCAAGCCAGUGCGACUAUCACGCCAAUUCCGGCUCCUGAUAAUAAAAAUGAUAAAAUUUCUGAGAAGGUUGAACAGCUGGAGAAGACUGUUGCGCAGCAGCGCUUGCAGAUUGAGGAGCUGAGGAGCAGGAAGGAUUCUUAUGAGCCUGCUGAUGACAUGCUGCCGGAUAGACAUGAUUCUGAAGACGAGCAGGAGCUGCCGCUUAAACGUGUGUUUGUUAAGACUAACCAGAGCAUUUAUGAUGAGGAGAAGACUUAUGACGCGGAUGAAAAGGCCACGAUUAAGAAGGUUGAGAAGAAAGAGAAGGAGAAGAAGGUUUUUAUUAAGACAGAAGAACCGUCGGAGGUUGAGCAGAUGAGUAUUGAAAUUAACUCGAUGAUUGCUGAGGAUAAAAAAGCUGCUGAAGCUGCUGCUGCUGCUGCUGCAGAGGCUACUGUUGAUACUGCUACUGCUGAGUCUGAGGAGGUUGAGCCGGAAAAAGAAGAACCUAUGGAAGUUGAGCAAGCCAAGGAGCCGGAAAAAGAAGCUGAGGUUGAGAAGGAAAAGGAAGAAAAGGUUGAGGAAAAACAAACUGAAGAUGUUGCUGCGGUGUUGGAGCAGCAGGAUGAAGCUGAAACUUCAGACAUUUUUGACGCGCCAUCCUCGCCGCUGGAAAAGAAUAAUUCUAAUUUGGACGAGUCGGUUGUUGCGCUGAGUCAGGGGAAUGAUACGAUUAAUUUGAAUGAUACUAAUGACAGUCAGGACAGCUUGGAGGACAAGCUCUCAAGAAUGGACGGUUGAUUUAUAUAUGGAUUUUAUUUAAAUAUUAUAUAAUAAUUGGUAAUUAAUGUGGAAUAAUUCAAUAAUGUUCUAUGAUUCUAUAAUAAUUUUUUAGGUGAUUAUUAUUUCUAAUCUUCUUGGAAUAUGAUAUAAACAAAUAUAUUAAGCAAAGACAUUUUUGGUCAGUAGAUUUGAAAAUCCAUUUUUCACUCUCUGGUAUAAUUUUAUUUUUUCUAUGGAAUAUUUAAUUUUUUAAUUGGAGCUGCUUGAUUCUUUUGACAUUCAGGAUUUCGAGAGUAUUUUUAAGGCAAUAUAAAUUGGAGGUUUGUUACUGCAAGUACUGAUUUAAGUUUAAUAAUAAAAAUAGAGUCAUUUUGAAUUAAAGCUCAGCAAAAUUGUAUUAUGUGAAAAAUUGUAAAUAUAUCAUAUAUUGUUCCUAGAAUUGUAAUAAGAAUUAUUGAUUUUAUGUAUAUAUAUAUAAAUCGAUCAAAGAUUUAGUGGUACGGAAUGCUUUGAAAAGCUGGAACAAUUUUGAUAUAAAAAUUGGAUAUAAUUACAGCAGUACGAGCAGUAAAAUAAAAUAUAUAUUAUUAUUAAGUAAUAAAAUUGAAUUUUAAUUAUUGUAAACCAACAUUUAAGAUAAAGGUAUCUUAUUAUCUAAUAAAAUGUGUGGUGUGUA